Cannabis sativa is the source of this 1476-nucleotide messenger RNA. RefSeq names its product protein neprosin-like. The record is from RefSeq and is a predicted model, not a curated record. Bases 183 to 1346 code for a protein of 387 amino acids. NCBI's taxonomy places the organism in Eukaryota, Viridiplantae, Streptophyta, Magnoliopsida, Rosales, Cannabaceae. The transcript is spliced from 7 exons.
AAACAUACCAUUUUAUAGUUUUUACCUUUUUCAUAUUUCUCCCUUUUUAAUGCAAAUAAAUUUGUAGUUAUCUAAAUAUUUAUUUUUUUUUAAUUAACAAUUUUUUAUUCACCUAUUUAUUUUGAUUGUUUGGCUAAUCUGAAUGUAUAUUUGUAUUGCUGAUAAAAUCUUUUGAUAUAGAUAUGGCUAUGAGAGAAUUUUUUAUGGUUGCUAUUGUAUUGUGUACACUUUUAUGUUAUUGUGAAUCUGGAAAACUAUCAGAAGAUGAAAUUAUGGAAAUAGAGAAUCAACUUGAGCGAUUGAAUAAGUCAUCAAUCAAGACUAUAAAAACAGAAUUUGGAGAUAUUUAUGAUUGUGUUAAUUUUUACGACCAACCAGCAUUUGAUCAUCCUUUACUAAAGAAUCACAAAUAUGAUUUUCAGAUGAGACCUUCUUCUCGUCCCAACUCAAUGGUUAGAGAAGGCAAUCCUCCAAAGAAUGUGGAACAGGUAUUGAUAAAUGGUGGAUUAAAUAGUGAAAAAUGUCCAAUUGGGUAUGUUCCAAUAAGAAGAACUACUAAAGAAGAUCUUAUCAGAGCCAAAUUAUUUACAAAAUCUUAUAACUCGAGAAUAAAUUCCCCUCCUACUUUUCAUCAAUCGCUUGUUUACACAUCUGAUCCAACCAAAAAAUACAAUGGAGGUGGAACAAGUGCAAGUUUUUACACCCUAUAUAAUGUUGGUGGCUCACAAUAUACUUUUGGACGAAUGAAACUACAAAAUGGACUUGAUAUCAUUAAAGUUGGUUGGGGAGUGAAUCCUAGUGUAUAUGGGGAUAAUCGAACUCGGAUCUUCAUAUAUUUUCAGGCUGGUGAAUUAUCUUGUUUCAAUACAGUAUGUCCAGGAUUUGUUUUGGUUAAUCCUAAACCUAUGAUCGAAAUGAUUCUGAGAGAAACUCAUCCUGGUACUUUACCUACAUGGGAACUGGAAAUCAGUGUUUAUCGGGAUCCAAUUACUGGAAAUUGGUGGGUUGACUUUGGAAAGAAUUAUGAUCAAAUCGGCUAUUGGCCAUCAAGCAUAUUUAGUGGUGGACUAAAAGACUUGGCUACAUAUAUUGAUUGGGGAGGAGAAACUUACAGUCCACUUGGUCAAAUUGGUCCUCCAAUGGGAUCUGGUUUACUUCUAAAACAAGAUACUCGUUAUGAUGCAUAUUGUAGACUAUUAACAACUAUAAAUGAGGCACACAUACAGGAAGAUGCUAAAAACACAAAAAUUUCUUCCAUUGAUAUUGACUUUUAUUUAGUUAAAGAUUGGGGAUUUCAUCGUGGCUGGGGACAUAUCAUGACAUAUGGUGGCCCUGGCCCUAGAUGAUUUUUUUAUAUUGUAUUUUCACCAAACUUUCUUUGUCAUGAGAAAAAAUAAAUGUGUCGUUAUUUGUACUUUUGAUAGACUUGAUUAUGAAAAUAGUUGAACAAAAAAUGGGUAUAUUUUAAAUAUUAUA